GGUGUUUACAAACACUCUUGGGGUGUAAAGUAACCCAUGGUGCUCACCACAACACCUAAGGGUGUAAUCCUACACUGACCCAUCACAACUUCCUUUGCCUUGUGCAUUGUUGUUUAAUAAUAUUGUUCAUAGGACGCAAUGUCAGAAAAUUUCAUCAUCCCAUAUCACAUUCUCUUCACUGUUUUAUUAGGCCAUAUAGGAGUUGAGUUGCAAAAGCCUAAGCCAAGUUUGAAAAUAUUAAGGAAAUAAUGAGAAGCAGUUUUGAAAGUACGAUUAUAUGCAACUUGAUUGCAAUGUUCGAUUUUUUUCAGGUAGACGAGAAUGGAUUUUGAAUGAUUCUCCUUCAGUUCAAGACAUCGUUGAUAAGUUCCCUCCUCUUAAAUAUGUAUGCACUUUGAUUAAUCAUUCUAUCAGUAUAAUUAUAAUGAAUUAACAAUGGUAACAAAGAGUAUAUAAAAAUUGCUGAAGAAAAUUGGCAGGAUUUAUUGAUAUCUGCCAAGAUUGGUAUAAUUUUCUUUGCAGAGUUGGAGUCACAAAUCAAUAGGGAUGCCCUUUCAAAGCAGCAGGAAGAGGAUUACAGCUGCUGCAAAUGAUCCAUUCUUUUGAGCUUACUGAGCUGAGCUUUUGCUUGCUCCUCGAGCAAAAAUAUCACUUGUGCAUCAUGCAGCGGUUUUCUAAUGAGCCUGACCUUGAUGAGGCUGUGAAGAAAAUCAUUGAAAACCAUGGUUACAUCUCUGUGGUUACUUCUGAUAAAAGGACUCAAGCAUUAUUUAAACAAUAGACUUUUUUCUUUUUUUUAUCUUAUGCUCUUUAUUGUAUCGUUGCUCUUUGUAUCUCAUGCUCUUUUACUGUGAAAUAUUUUUGUCACUUCAACAGUAAGAGCAAUGGCGCUACUGCAACAACGAACAGCGCUCUAGAGCACCAACUGCGUGU
This is a messenger RNA of Geodia barretti, 933 nucleotides long. NCBI's taxonomy places the organism in Eukaryota, Metazoa, Porifera, Demospongiae, Tetractinellida, Geodiidae. The record is from the annotation of a GenBank genome assembly.